Molecule: messenger RNA, 792 nt
Organism: Daldinia childiae
Lineage: Eukaryota; Fungi; Ascomycota; Sordariomycetes; Xylariales; Hypoxylaceae
Product: Ubiquitin-conjugating enzyme E2 6
Exons: 3
Coding region: 1-792 (263 amino acids)
Source: RefSeq, a predicted model, not a curated record
AUGGCUAGCAAGCAAGCGAGCAAGCGUUUGGCCCGUGAAUAUAAAAGCAUAUCAGAGAACCCUCCUCCGUAUAUUAGCGCUCAUCCGUCAGAGUCUAAUAUCCUCGAAUGGCACUAUAUCAUAACCGGCCCGGAGGAUACCCCGUAUCAUAACGGCCAGUAUUGGGGGACCUUAAUCUUCCCGCCUAACUACCCUUUCGCUCCGCCGGCUAUUCGAAUGCACACGCCCUCCGGCCGCUUCCAACCAUCCACACGGCUCUGCCUUUCCAUCUCCGAUUUCCACCCGCGAUCUUUCAAUCCAGCAUGGGAAGUCUCGACGAUCUUGAUUGGGCUGCUGUCCUUCAUGACUUCGGAAGAGAUGACAACGGGUUCCGUGUCGGCUACAGCUCACGAGCGACGAAUAUUUGCGGCCAGGUCUAGGUGGUGGAACUCAACAGGAGGCGGCUCACACGCCAAGAACCCGGCACAGAAAGGAAACGUGAAGGCCGGAGACGGCGGCGCAAAGUUUAGAGCGGAAUGGCCCGAACUAGACCAGGAGAACUGGCGAUGGAUGACGGAGAACAACAUCGACGUAACGAGUGGAGCUAGGAAUGGCGGAGCGUCGUGUGGACCACAGCUAGGUAUUGCCGGUGGUAGUGGCGGGCAGACUCAAGCUGUUGUCGACGCCGUCGUACAACGACGAGAUGCUGGCACUAGUUGGCUUGGACGUAACAAGUUACUAGUGUUUGGAGGUGUUAUAUUUGUUUAUGUGUUAAUUGCCCGUCUGCUCGGGGAAGGGGAGGGUACGUCAUAA